AUGAUAGUACCAGACGAUUCAUUUAUUAGUGAUGACGAAGAAGAAUAUUGUCCAUUGUGUGUGGAAGAGAUGGAUAUCUCGGACAAGAAUUUCAAACCCUGUCCUUGUGGAUAUCAGAUUUGCCAGUUCUGUUAUAACAAUAUCAGACUGAAUCCAGAGUUGAAUGGGAGAUGUCCUGGGUGUAGAAGAUUGUACGAUGAUGAAAGUGUCGAAUACAAAACUAUUAGCCCAGAGGAGUACAAGAUUCAACAAGCAAAGAAAGAGAAGAGAGAGCGUGAAAAGAAGCAACGUGAAAAGGAAAAGAAGGAACUGGAUAUGGCCAACAAGAAGCACUUGGCAGGAUUAAGAGUGGUUCAAAAAAAUUUGGUUUAUGUUACUGGAUUGAAUCCACCAUGUAGCCCAGAUGAAUUACAUUCAGUUUUGAGAUCGGACAAGUACUUUGGUCAGUACGGAAAGAUUAACAAAAUUGUUAUCAACAAAAAGAAUCCAAAUCCCCUGAAUUCUGGAAGUCACCACCAUCAAAAUCCUGGAUUGGUGGUAUACGUCACUUUUGCCAAAAAGGAAGAUGCUUUGAAUUGUAUAACUGAACUUGAUGGAUCAUUAUGCGAUGGAAGGGUAUUGAGAGCAGCACAUGGUACUACUAAGUAUUGCUCUUCUUAUUUGCGUGGUCACCCAUGUCCGAAUCCAAAUUGUAUGUUCUUACAUGAACCAGGAGAAGAGGCUGACUCAUUUACCAGGAAGGAUUUAUCGACACAACAAGGUAUUAAGAUGGGAAUGACAUCAAGAGCACAUACUACAUCAUUCGGAGAGGAUACAUAUAUUCCUAAUCACCAGCUUAGUCAAAUGACUGAUGAGGAUUUACAGCAAUACCAGCAACAACAUGGUCAUAGUAACAACAACAACAAUGCAUCGCAUCCACAUUCGCAUAAUGAUUUGAACAAGGAACAUUUACCAGCCACGGCACAUUGGGCAAAUAUCAAUGGACAAGUUUCAGGAGGCAAUUCGCCAGGCGUCAAUAAUAAUGUACCCUUGGCAAACUCAGCUGCAUUCCCCACAUUGGGCGAGAUUGCUCGUGAGAAGCAACAACAACAACGUAAGGAACCCAAAUCUAGAGUGACAAGUACCAAGUUAUCAAAGAUUAACAGCGCCACUCCGGCUGACGAUGUUGAUUUGAAUGAUAAUUUGGUUAUUCCAUUUAUUGAGCUGAUUGUAGCAGAGAUCAAAACAUUGGAUGAAAUCAAGAAUGUCAAGUUUAAGAGAUUGAGUGACGAAAAGCCCUUACCGUUAUUUGCAUUUGGUGGAGAUUUCACAGACACAACCAAGCCAGAGGAUGAGAAAAUGUUGGCACGUCAAGUGAUUGAAAAGUAUUUGUUGAGGCCAAUUAAGAACUAUCAUUUGGCGUACCCAAACCAUCCAAUUAUGCACCAACAAGCAUUGUUGCAACGUCAACAACAACAACAGCAGCACCAACAGCAACAACAACAGCAACAGCAACAAGGCACCCCCGUUGCAGCAAAUAUCCCAUUACCAGAGAAAACAGACGACCAACAUUUGCUCUUGCGCCAAUUACAACAACAACAGCAAUUACAACAAUUACAGCAACAACAGCAACAACAGCAACAACAGCAGCAGUUGAAUCAACUAAACAUGAUCAAGACUGGUGAUCGUGUCAAUACAUCUACUCCACCACCACCUGGGUUAUUCGCUGGUAGAACACCAUCUACACAAAAUGAUGUUCCCUUGGUUGCUCCUGGUGCUUCCCAACGUACUUCAUCACAAUUGUUGACACAAUUAAUGAGUAAGAAAUGA
Molecule: messenger RNA, 1809 nt
Organism: Lodderomyces parapsilosis
Lineage: Eukaryota; Fungi; Ascomycota; Pichiomycetes; Serinales; Debaryomycetaceae
Gene: NOT4
Product: CCR4-NOT core ubiquitin-protein ligase subunit
Exons: 2
Coding region: 1-1809 (602 amino acids)
Biological process (GO): protein ubiquitination
Cellular component (GO): CCR4-NOT complex
Molecular function (GO): metal ion binding; ubiquitin-protein transferase activity; RNA binding
Source: RefSeq, a predicted model, not a curated record